AUGCUAUAUAUCCACAUUUUUCACACCAGUGCACAAGACUGGAAUGCUGCAGGCAUAGAUCCAAUGGCCUCAAAGCGGGAGCAAGAGCAGGAAAGAAAAAGAGUCAAAAACCUUCAGGAACGGCUUAAGCGACGAAAAGACCGUCUUACGCAGGGCCUUCACGACUAUGCUCUCUUGGCCGACGCCAAAGUAUAUAUGCUCAUCCAGGACCGCCGUGGUGGCAUAACCGAGUACAGAAGCACUCCGGACAGAAAAUUUCCGCCGACGUAUGCACAGAUUAGGCGACUCUUCCCAUCGGCCAGCCUCUUGACGCCCGAGAGCUUCGGAGUCGCUGUCAGUCAGUCAGCGAAGGCUGAUCGGUCCAGCAAGCCUACUGAGCACUUUUCGGAUCCGACAGUGGAGAUGUUCGCAGACGACCGAGCGGUGAUUGGAGAGCCCUCCGAUCCGAGCAAUAACCUGGCUCAUGUCUUGCCGGAUCAAACUCUACAAAUGGGACCCGCAUCGAUGCCAUUGCUCCCGGAGACCGACAUGCAGUCCUACUUCAAUUAUACAGAAUGCGGAGCACUGCCCCAAUGA
Aspergillus neoniger CBS 115656 is the source of this 576-nucleotide messenger RNA. RefSeq lists its product as uncharacterized. Lineage: Eukaryota; Fungi; Ascomycota; Eurotiomycetes; Eurotiales; Aspergillaceae. The transcript has 3 exons. Bases 1 to 576 code for a protein of 191 amino acids. Gene Ontology annotation, molecular function: DNA binding; protein dimerization activity. The record is from RefSeq and is a predicted model, not a curated record.